Drosophila kikkawai is the source of this 1698-nucleotide messenger RNA. Lineage: Eukaryota; Metazoa; Arthropoda; Insecta; Diptera; Drosophilidae. The record is from RefSeq and is a predicted model, not a curated record.
AUGUCCAGCCUCGAACAGUGGGUAUGCGAAUCCCAAGCCUGCAUGCAGUUGAUUCAACUCAAUCUGAAUCACUGCAGGGCUGCGCAGGAUCUCCUGUCGCAGACGGUGCGGGAGCUGAACUCGAAGGUGGCAGUCCUGAGUGAACCCUACAGGGUCGGUACCAGCCGCGUCUGGGCCACUGACCGCUCUGGCAAGGCGGCCUUGUGGCUCUGCGGAGCGGAUGCUCCGGAGAUGUGCGACACCAAAGCAGCGGAAGGCUUUGUCCGGGCGAACGUCGGCGGCACUUGGCUGUACAGCUGCUAUCUGGCACCCAGUCCCUCAUUGGAGGCGUUCGGCAGGAUUCAGGACGAGCUGAGCAGCGAUCUGCGUGGGCGGAGCAACGUCGUGGUUGGUGGCGACAUCAACGCCUGGGCCAUGGAAUGGGGAUCCUCCCGGACCAACGCCAGAGGCCGAGCGGUACUGGAGACCUUCGCCUCCCUGGACGUAGUCCUUCUGAACGAAGGCUCCCGGCAGACCUUCAGCAGGGCUGGGGUGGGCUCGGUAAUCGACCUCACCUAUGUCAGCAGUGCGCUGGCCAGCCGCGCCCGAUGGAAGAUCAGCGAGGCCUAUACCGCCAGCGACCACGAGGCUAUCGAGUGCUCGAUAGGCGCCGCGCAUCGCACGAGUGGGUCCCUACUCCCGGAUAGGAAGGCGUUCCGGCAAGACACCUUCAGGCCGCGGGAUUUCGCAAAUGCCCUCGAGGGCUUCACGGCAGGCGAAGCAGAAGGAGCCAACGAGACGGCCGACAAGCUAGCAUGGGCCGUGGACGGCGCUUGCAGCCAAAGCAUGCUACUAAGAAGGCCGUUCAGAAAGCACCACUCCCCGGUGUUUUGGUGGAGCGAGGAGAUCGCGGACCUGCGCCGUAAAUGCCACCGCAGCAGAAGAUUGUUGCAGCGAGCUAGAGGCACCCCGCGCCUUCUUACGUGUAACGACCGCUACAAGGCAGCAAGAAAGGAGCUCAAGACUGCCAUUAAGAACAGCAAACGAGAAUGCUUCCUCAAGCUGUGCGACGCCGCCGAGGAGGAUCCAUGGGGAGGAGCCUACAGAAUGGUAGUAAAGAGGCUUAAUGCGGGUGGCUGUGCCCCAACCGACCCGGCGACGCUGGAGAGGAUAGUUGGCCCCCUGUUCCCGAGCGGUCGGCAGGUCUUGAUCUGCCCCAGCACCGAGUUGGGCGACAACCGUUGGGUCACGGAAGCUGAGGUUCUCCUUGCCGGUAGAAGCCUGAAGCCCAAGAAGGCUCCGGGGCCAGACGCGAUUCCGAGUAGAGCAACCAAGCUGACUCUAUCGCUGCUGACGUCCGAAGUUGUCGGCCUGUUCAACAAGUGCCUUCUGGAGGCCAUCGAAGCCGCUGGUGGACUCUCCCCGGAGCAAUAUGGCUUCACGAAGGGGAAGUCUACGCUGGACGCCAUUGCAAAGGUAGUCAAAUUGGCGCAGGAUGCCAUUGCCGGAACCAGGUGGAAAGGAGGAAGCAAGUCCUACUGCCUGGUGGUCACCCUGGACAUCAGGAAUGCCUUUAACCCUGCAGACUGGAGCCGUACGCUAGAGUCCCUAAGGAACUUUAACAUUCCUGGGUACUUGCUGAACGUAGCUCACAGCUACUUCAGCCACAGGGUACUCAUGAUGGACACGAGCAUGGGUCCCAAAGAGCACAACGUCUAA